Messenger RNA from Rhizophagus irregularis DAOM 181602=DAOM 197198, 890 nucleotides. The record is from RefSeq and is a predicted model, not a curated record. NCBI's taxonomy places the organism in Eukaryota, Fungi, Glomeromycota, Glomeromycetes, Glomerales, Glomeraceae.
AAUUAAUGAGUUAAAUCUUUCUUUUUUGCUUUUUAUUUUUUAAUACCUUUUUUUUUAUUUAUUUAUUUGUACAAAAAUGACGAUCGACAAACAAACCGAUGAUUCCGUUGAUUGGGUAGAAAAAGCGAUUAACGAAAACUAUAUUAAAUAUUAUAAUUGUUCCGAAUUUACCAAUAUAAAAGAAAUUAAUGGUAAUGGUUCAGCUGGAAAGAUUUAUCAAGCGAAUUGGAAAGGAGCUGACUCUCCUCUUGUCAUUAAAUCUUCGUAUAAAUUGACUAUUAAAGAAAUCGUGAAUGAGCAUGCACAUAAUGUACUUAUACAUCAGAAUAAUAUUAAAUUGGCGGAUUUUGGUCUAUCUAGGAAGACAUCUGAAGCAUCAAUUUAUCUUAAGGAUGUAUACGGUGUGUUACCAUACGUAGAUCCAAAAUGCUUAAAUGAUCAAUCAUAUGCAAUAACUACUAAAUCAGAUAUCUAUAGUAUUGGAGUUCUUUUAUGGCAACUAUCAAGUGGACGUAGACCUUUUUAUGAUGAAGAUACACAAUAUGAUGUAUGUUUGGCUAUAAAUAUAAAAAAUGGAAAAAGAGAGAAUAUUAUUGAAGAUACACCACCCGAAUAUAGUAAUUUAUAUAAAGCAUGUUGGUUAAAUGAUCCUGAUAAAAGACCUGCUAUACAACAAGUUGUUUUAUCUUUAAAAUCAAUUAUAUCUAAAGAACACAACGAAUGUAUUAGUGCUAUUAUAUGUAAGAAAGAAUUACCAAAAGAGAUAAAUUCUAAUCCUAUAUCAAUAGAUAAUGAAUUUGAUGAUUUGAUACGUUAGAAAAUAAAAUUUUACCAUAUAUAAUAAAACAAGUUAGAAAACUAUUUAAUGAAAUAUUUGAUUCUAUAGAUUC